Monomorium pharaonis (pharaoh ant) is the source of this 5166-nucleotide messenger RNA. RefSeq lists its product as uncharacterized. The record is from RefSeq and is a predicted model, not a curated record. NCBI's taxonomy places the organism in Eukaryota, Metazoa, Arthropoda, Insecta, Hymenoptera, Formicidae. The transcript has a single exon. Bases 1786 to 3702 code for a protein of 638 amino acids.
AUUUUACUUAAACUUCGUCAUUCAUUUAAGUUUCAACGACCUCGCCUCUCCCGAACAAAGACUGCACCUGGUCCGAUCCCGAGUUAAAGCGAUUCAAUUCGUUGACUCGAAACUUGGAUCGACGGACUAUCGGCACGUUGAUCUAUUUUGAGUCAUAAAAGAUGCGUUCGACUCAAGGGACCUACCCUCUCUUAGUCUGUGUGCCUAUGGGAAUUCUACACGUUUUGUUACAUUCUUCCCUGCCUUACCUGUUCUCCCUGAAAUAUCCUUCCUACCAAUAAAAUCCUAUAAGGAUGGACGUAACACAUUUAUAUAUAUCAUAUAUAUGUAUACAUAUAUAUUGUAUAUAUAUAUAUAUAUUUUUUUUUUAACUACUAAUUAAUAUCACAUUUGCGUCUUAUGUUGUAGACAAGUGUGUUUUGCAAUGUCACAACCAAGGUUGCCAGAAUUAGUACAAUUGUACUUUUCUAGUACAUUUUAACAGUUUUUACACGAUAGUACAUUUUCUUUUUUUUCUAGUACAUUUUACAAAAAUUUAUAUCUUGUGCGUGCGUGCGUGCGUGCGUGCGUGCGUGCGUGCGUGCGUGCGUGCGUGUGUGUGUGUGUGUGUGUGUGUGUGUGUGUGUGUGUGUGUGUGUUGUAUUACAUAUUAAGUUUUACUUGAUUCUAAUCUAUUACAAUCGACUAGUCACUGUCUAAUCUUUAGGUAGAUCUAUAAUAAUCUUCAGUCAUAAGAAAUUAACCAAUCAUCCGGGAAAAAAUAUUUCAUAUAAAAACAUAUAUAAAUAUAUAUAAAUAUGUCAAUAUAUGUUUAUAUUAGUUUCCUUUCUUUUGUAAAAUUUCUGUUUGAUAUAAAAAAAUAAUAGUCAUACUGAAAAGAUAGAAACUAAUUUUAAAAAUAAUUUUCAUAUUACUUCUUUUAAAAAAGCUAAGUAUAAAAAAUUUUCCAUAUAUAAUCAUAUAUAUUCCGGAAUUUAUAUGAUUAGAAUAUUGAAUUCAUAGUUUCUCCUUAGAAGCUGUAUGUUUAUUGGUCUUUGCAUCACUUCUUGCCGCGCUGCACAAGCGAUUCUACAUCCUGCAGGAAUCAUAAACCUUAUAUAAAUUUUUCAAACUCAAAAUUCUAGUUGACACAGUCCAUAACAUUUUGUUAAAAACAAAUUCCAUUUAAACAUGUAGUAAUAUUUUUUUACAAUUAUACUAAAAAUUUGUUUGAAUUUAGUACAAUCUAGUACAUUUUUAAGUCCGAAUCCUACAUUUUAGCUUUUCAAUUCUGGCAACGUCAAGAUUGUAUGACUCACAGUUUUUUAAAUAUCGUGUGUAUGAAUAUUUGCAUAAAAGCAAUGUAACUAUAACAUGCGAUCGAUGUCGCGUGUGUAUUGCUAUGUGGUGACACAAAAGAAUCCAAAAGUUUUUUUUAAUCUCUUAAUUUUGCGUAACCUAUUGCAUUUUCUUAUAUCUAGUUUUGAUUGAAGGAUCUCUCCCAUAAUUUAAUUGUUUCAAACAAAAAAAUUAUACAUUUAUCAUUUUUGUAUGUAUGUAUAAUGUAUUGAUGGAAUGGAUAAAUACAGUGGGCGUCAUUAAAUAGAUGAUAAACAGAUUAUCUUUCUCGUGAGUGUACGGACAAAUGGCGUAACAUGAUAUUUACAUUCUUUGAUCUAUCUAGAAUAUGCUAUUAUGUUUUUGCGAAUUGAGUAUCCGAGUAGUAUGCUACUCGGCAUUGUGAAAUAAGUUUUGAUGCAGUUCGCAUAACGACUAAAAAAGCAUAACGCGCAAGUGUCAAGCGACAUGAAUAAUAUUAAAUUGGAGCCAUUUGGACGUAAUAUUAAAUUAAACUUUCAUCGAGUACAAGAUUGUCCACAUCGUACUUUUUUGAUUGCGCUGACAUCCGUUGCUUUUGUUACUGUGAUAUUGUCACAACAUACGUCUGAUCAAUCUGUUAUCUUGAAAAAUUUUAUGAAACACCAAAAUCAGCGUGAUAAAGUAUUUAAAUACUUAACACUUUGUACAGCAACAUUUAUUAAGGAAUAUUUUGAAGACCUGGAUCAAAUAUCAUUCUUUCUACCAGAUGUUCUACCAGAUGACAUUUCCGACGUCGUAGAACCGUUAAUGAACGAUUUACGCGUGACAAGAACUAUAUAUAUAUUAAACGUCAGCCAGAUAAAUGUAACGGAUACAUAUAAUAUUUUGACAAAUGUUGUUAUUUUGUCAGAAAGCGGAAUUGCUCUCGAAGUUAACGAUUCUUCCUUCAUCAAUUACUGUGAAUACGAUUGCAAUUUUGUAAUAGUGUUAACAAAUCUGUUUAAUGAUAAAGAAAGCUUUUUGAUGGAAGCUGGUAUAUUUGUACAGCAAAUGUCACUGCGAUCGAUUUUUAAGCUUGAGAUAUUGGCGUCAGUCGGAGAUUCGGUUUUGCUCGCCAGCAGCCUUCCGGUCCGGACCAACGAAUCGUACGCACUUGCCGAGCCAGCAUAUUCAGGCAGAUGCGACAUCGUGGGAGCUACUGCAAUUCGAUGGCAACAUUUUGCAAAUAAAACGAAGUCAUUACUCGAUACGAGUACUGUGAAUGCGGCAAUGUUCAAUAACUUUCCAUUCACGUUUUUUAUCAACGAUAUCAAUCGUUUUGGUGGAGUCGAAGGUUCAAUGGUGGAAGAAAUUGCACAUAGCAUAAAUAUCAAACUGAAUAGAGAGAUAAUUGAAUGGACGCAGACUACGAUGCAAGCAGAAUUAUAUCUAAGACUUUAUAAUGCAACUAACGAUUUAGUGUUUGGUGGUAUCUUGUGGGAUUCCAGCCGAAAAGUGGCGUACACAACUUGUUAUGGUAUGGUGCAUAUUUCGUGGAUAGUACCCGUUGAAACAAACGUUUCUUUACGUGGUUUAAUAGCUCCAUUCAAUAAGGACAUUUGGUUCGCUAUAAUUUGUGUUCUAAUUGUUGGUGGACUUGUAAAGCUAUUUUUUAUUCGUGACAUUACAUUUUUAGAUAUUGCAGCAUUAAUUUUUGGUGUGUCAGUAUUUCGUAGGCCGACGAAAACUUCUAGCAGAAUUCAAUUCUUAUCUUGGACGGUGUUCAGUUUUUUUCUCACGCAACUUUAUUUAGGAUCGUUGGCUGAUCAUUUGAUUAGUACAUCGGAUAUGCAAAUAGAGUCUAUGGAAGAGUUGGUUAAUUCGGGGCUAAAGAUAGGCGGGACUCAACGAUUCGUGAAUUUGUUUGUAGAAGUCCCUAAUAAAGCAGACGUGGAAGAUCAUGUUGGACAAAUGAUUCGUAAGAAAGUUUUUAUUCUUAAGCAACAAGAUUAUAAUAAUCAGUUCUUGGAUCUUGUGGAGGGAAGAAAUACUAGUUUAGCUCUUCUUGUAAUGUUGAAUUUAACGAAGAAUCAUCGUCAAUCUAACAUUGGACACGGUCAUAUUAUAAAAGAGACUGUGGGCAGCUUUCCAUUGGCUUUUGUUACUCGGAAAGGUUUUCCAUAUUUAAGAGAAUUUAAUUUCAAGAUUUUAUUAUUUGUUCAAGCUGGUCUUGUUGAAUUUUGGUCAAACUUGGCAACACUGAAUAAAAUUUAUUACAAAAUGGAAGAUGAGGAAGACGAUGAUUCUAAAAUUGAUAUCAAUGAUAUCGCGCCGGCCUUUCUUCUUUUGAUUAUAGGAUAUCUUGGUGGAUGCUGCCUACUAAUUAUAGAAGUUAUUUUUUAUCCGUCCAAAUGGUUUCGAUAAAUUUAUCUUUAAACGCAUUUAUAUAAAUGGAUGACGAAUGUUUGAAUUGUCUUGCGAUUACUGUAAAUUUUAAUUCUAAACUCUGCUAUUCUUUAAAAUGCAAUAUACAAACAUGAUAAUUCAUUGCUUACUAGAUGUAUGUUGACGCGUAGUAAGCUUUGAAAAUGCAUUUUGAGAACGCAUAUAAGCAAAUUUAAAAACAUUUUAUUUAAAAAUUAAACUUUCUACAAAGAAAUGUAUACAUCUUGCACUUUUUAUUUUUUCGCAAUUACUGUAUUUUGGGUGUUACAAUAUAGACUAUAUAUCUAUAUACAGGGUAAUUAUUUAGAACAACGGACCACCUCUUGAUGUCAAUGACCUUGACAUAUAUUAUCAAGAUCAUUAUCUUGAGUAAUGUUAUAAAAGUUUUACUUGGCGCUUGUUAUUUGUUAAAAAGUUAUAAACAAAAAAGAUUUAAAAAUGUACUAUUGUUUGGUUAAUGUGAAUAAAAUUCGUUCUCCUAGAGGUACAUACACACAUACGGAGGGAGGGGUGGCCUGACUAAAAAUGCGCAAAAAGUACGGUGCGUACUUUGUUGAUAAUAAAUUACGACUUAAUUGACAUAGUUAAUUCUUAACAAAGUACGCACCGUGCUUUUGCAUACUUCUGCCUAGAGCACCCUACUAACAAGGUGAAUACGGGAGGGAAGCUGAAGGUCUCCCCCUUGCCCCACCGGUUUGUGUGUGUAAGUGUAUGUGUAUGUAUACCCCUGGGAGGACGAAUUUCAUUUCACAUUAAUCAGAAAACAAUGGUACAUUUUUUAAUCUUUUCUGUUUAUAAUUUUUUUUCUUUCCCAACUUAAAAUUGUUAUUUACAUUACUCUCUAAGCAUAAGAAGCUACAAACCGUUACAAUAAAUUUUAGCCCAUUUGAAGAUGGAGCCGUGGUUCGAAAUAAUUACUGAAAAUAUAUAUCAAAAUAAUUACAUCUCAUUUUUGAAACUUUGUUGUUUAUAAAUUUUUAACAAAUAACGAGUGCCAAGUAAAACCUUUAUAACAUUACUCAGAAUGAUUAUCUUGAUAAUAUAUGUCAAGGUCAUUGACAUUAGGAGGUGGUCCGUUAUUCUAAAUAAUUACCAUACACAGAAUAUUUUAAUUUAAGUCCAUAUUUUUUUAAGUUUUUAUUAUUUUUGUAACGAAUUUUUGAAUCAGACGUUCUUUUUGGUAUUAGGUAUUUUUUACCUAAUACCAAGUUAAGUAUUUUUGAAAUAAGUUUCAUCCCAGUAAGCAAGAAACAUCAAUCAAUGUUUUUAAAAUGUUAAUUUUAGAUAAAUUUUCUAAACAUUGUAAAUUAAUGUUUUUUAAAUAUUUUAAAAAUAUUACUUAAUAAUAUUGCUGUCCUAAUAUUAUAAAAAUAUUUUAAAAACAUGAGGCAUGUGUUUUAAAUGCUAUUAAACGUUAUAACAUAAUUUUAUAAAUAUUUUUAU